GAACAAGAGAUCGCGAUGAUCCGCUUUCUCGACAAACAUACUCGCAUACCCGUCCCGUCGAUUCGCUUUUUCGACUUCACCUCCAACAAUCCACUUGGUCAGCGCUACUGCAUCCAACCCCGCCUCCCCGGAGCGAACGCGAUGCUGGCUUACCCGAAACUCAACAUCCAGCAGAAAGUGUCUUUCGCAUCAGAGUACGGGAAGGCUUUGGCCGGGAUGCAAGCGAAGACCUACUCAUGUGCAGGUAUUCUAGAUCCCAAGGGUACCCGGGGCGACUUUGAGCAGGUGCCAAUGCAUCAAUUCGACGUUCCCCCUCGAGACUUCCACGGUCGUUUCGGCGAUUUUUCCGAUUGUCCUGGACCACCAGCUGUUCCACAGACGACAUUGGACUUCUUGUUAUCGAUGUUUAAGCGUCAGAGGACUUUCGAUCUCAAACACAACCGGAUUUAUCUGAAUCCCUGGGAGGAACUCACGAAAGUCGCACAUGCCAUGAACGACAUAGGCCUCUUCGACGACAACAAAUACUACGUCACCCAUAUGGAUCUCGAGCCUCGCAAUCUUCUUGUCCAUGUCAAAGAUGACGGCACUGCUACCCUGGGAGGCAUCUUGGAUUGGGACAGUGGCGUCUUCGCUCCCCGAUGGAUGGGCUGCAAACCGCCAUCUUGGCUCCGGGACUGGCAAUAUGAUGAUGACGAGGACGAACUCAAGGCCAACAAAACUCCUGUGGACCCCGGAAUGCAAGAGGUGAAGUACAAGUUCGAAGAAGCUAUUGGUCAAGAUUGGCUUCGCUACGCUUACACUCCAGAAUACCGCAUAGCGCGAAAUGUGUGUCUUCUUGCGCUUCGAGGGACGAAUGACUCCGACGCUUACCGCCUAGUUGAUUCUACUAUCGAAGAGUGGGAGAAGCUGCACCCUUUCCCAGAUGUCACGGACGAGGUGGAGGACGAGAUGGAGGUCGGGGAGGAGAGUUCUUCGGACGAGGAUUCGGAUCCUAGUCCAAGUCAAGGACCGGAUGUUGAACCCUCUUCUAUUCUGUAGGUCGUUGGAACUCCUUGCUGAGCUAAAUGGCCCAAAGGGUAGGAGGCCUGAGCAUAGAACCGGUUGCUCGGGUUGUGUGUUGAUUUCAUGUCGCAUGGCGUUUCCGGACCUGAGGAUAUACCCAUUCUGUCUGCGAGGCUGUGGACACCUUGAAGAUCACAUGUUGCUAAAAAGAGGCAGUAAUAAACAGGAACCUGAACCUCCUGUCUAAGGUCCGUCCCUAUGUAGCGAGAAACCCCCCGUGCCGAGAAUUUGUUUUUCUUCAGACAUCUCAAGUCUUUCCUUAUAAGCCUAUAAAGUCAUAGCCAAUAUAAUAAUAUUCUUUAGGCAUUUCUCCUUAGGAGGCGAGUUUACAAUAAGAAAAAUACGACGAUCUUGGUCAUG
Mytilinidion resinicola is the source of this 1422-nucleotide messenger RNA. RefSeq lists its product as uncharacterized. The record is from RefSeq and is a predicted model, not a curated record. Bases 16 to 1038 code for a protein of 340 amino acids. The transcript has a single exon. Lineage: Eukaryota; Fungi; Ascomycota; Dothideomycetes; Mytilinidiales; Mytilinidiaceae.